AUGCAUACGUUCUUGGAUCCGCCAGAAGAGGAGGAUGACCUCGAGCUGCAGCGUUUCGACUCGCAUCGGCAGCACUUCGACCCCUUAGACUACGACACGAAACCGAUCUUAGCGGAGGAGCCUAUAUCGCCCGAUUCUCCUAACCCCACUACAGCCCGCGGCAAAUCUACCGAUGAAGUCUCUUAUGCGAAGCUGGUGCCUUUAACGAUUUGUUUAUGUCUGGCUACCUUUUGUUUGUCCUUGGACGGAACCAUUUUAGCGACUGCGAUUCCGAAAAUUACCAAUUCUUUCAACUCGCUUGAUGAUGUGGGCUGGUAUGGUAGUUCGUUCCUGUUUACAAAUUGUGCCGUGCAGCUAUUUUUCGGCAAGCUGUACACCUUUUAUUCGGCGAAAUGGGUGUUCCUAAGCGGACUGGGCAUCUUCGAGAUUGGCUCUUUAGUCUGUGCUAUUGCGCCUAACUCGGCCUCACUCAUUAUCGGCCGUGCCGUUGCUGGUAUUGGCGCUGCGGGCUUAUUCUCUGGGGCUAUCAUUAUCAUCGCCAAUACGGUUCCUCUGCGCAUUCGUCCGAUCUAUAUCGGUAUUCUGUCCAGCAUGCACUCCAUUGCCAGUGUGGCUGGCCCGAUUCUGGGCGGCGCUUUUACCGAUCAUCUUAGUUGGCGGUGGUGUUUCUGGAUUAAUUUACCAAUCGGCGGGUUGACUGCUAUUGGAAUCUUCUUCCUUAUGCCGACUCGGGCUGGCGAUGUGCACCCACUCCCGUGGAAAGAGCAGGUCAAACAGUUCGAUCUCCCUGGUACUUUGACCAUGAUCCCUUCGAUUAUUUGUCUACUCCUCGCCCUGCAGUGGGGUGGUUCGAAGUAUGAGUGGAAGAGCGCCCGGAUCAUUGUAUUGAUGAUCCUCUUUGCCCUACUCUUUGCGGUUUUUGUGGGUAUUCAAAUCUGGCAAAAGGACAGAGCUACCGUUCCCGUCCGCCUGAUGAAAAAUAGAAGUGUCUUUGGCGCCUCUUGGUAUGCAUGCUGUAUCUCGGCACCCAUGUUCGUCGUCGCCUACUAUCUACCCAUCUGGUUCCAAGCCAUUAAAGGCGUAUCGGCCACCGCAUCUGGCAUCGACAAUCUCCCCAGUCUAAUCGGCAUCGUCGUCUUCGCAAUCAUAGCCGGCGUCCUCGCCUCAGUCAUCGGCUACUACACCCCCUUCGUACUAAUCUCCUCCGUCCUCACCGCCAUCGCAGCAGGAAUGCUCUCAACCCUCAACGUCAACUCAGGAAUGCCAGAAUGGUUCGGCUACCAAGUCCUCCUAGCCGCAGGCGUCGGCUUCGGCGUGCAGAACGUCAUGCUAGUCUCACAGGUCGCCGUUGACGCUGAGGAUAUGGCCAUCGCGACAUCGAUCCUGACAUUCGUGCAAACUCUCGGAGGAACGAUCUGUCUCUCUAUUGCGGAGAGUGUAUUCCAAAACAGACUGAUCAAAAACCUGCUCAAUUCGUUGUCGAAAGAGACAGCUGCCCUUGUCCUGUCAGGUGGAGCGACGGGAUUUAGAAACACCAUGCCUAAGAGCCAAUUACCUCCGAUCAUGGCAGCUUAUAAUGAUGCAGUCAUGCAAGCUCUUUAUGUGGCUGUUGCGACAGCGAGUCUUUCGAUUCUGGGACCGAUUUUCAUGGAGUGGAUCUCUAUUAAGGAGAAGCCUAAGACCGAGACGCCUGAGAAGGAGAGUCAGCCGCAGACCAGGGCUGAAGCUGUUAAGACCGAGGCUGAGAUUGCUAGGAGACGCACUAUUAGGAUGAGUUCUAUUGGUGCGGGUGGGAGGUUGAGUACGCUUGGCCCUUCGGCUGCUGCCAGUGGGCAUCGUCCUGGCGAAGGGGGUGGGUGGGUUUAG
Messenger RNA from Penicillium waksmanii, 1866 nucleotides. RefSeq names its product MDR family MFS transporter. The record is from RefSeq and is a predicted model, not a curated record. NCBI's taxonomy places the organism in Eukaryota, Fungi, Ascomycota, Eurotiomycetes, Eurotiales, Aspergillaceae. Gene Ontology annotation, biological process: transmembrane transport. The transcript is spliced from 3 exons. Gene Ontology annotation, molecular function: transmembrane transporter activity. The coding region runs from base 1 to 1866 and encodes 621 amino acids.